Molecule: messenger RNA, 1999 nt
Organism: Oxyura jamaicensis (ruddy duck)
Lineage: Eukaryota; Metazoa; Chordata; Aves; Anseriformes; Anatidae
Gene: KLF10
Product: Kruppel like factor 10
Exons: 4
Coding region: 1-1827 (608 amino acids)
Biological process (GO): regulation of transcription by RNA polymerase II
Molecular function (GO): RNA polymerase II cis-regulatory region sequence-specific DNA binding; DNA-binding transcription factor activity, RNA polymerase II-specific
Source: RefSeq, a predicted model, not a curated record
AUGCCGGCCCCCCCUCGGAGCUGUGCGGGCGGGGCCCGGCUCCUUCCUGCCGCGGGCGGGGGCGCAGUGGGUGAAAGGUCGGCGCGCGGCGCUCCCCGGCCGAGCAGCCGCCGAUCACGCUUUGUUCGCGUGGCCCCCCCUCCUCCCCGGCCGCGCCUCAGCCCGCCGCCGGCCAAUGGGAGCGCCGCGGGGGGGGCGGCGAGCCAAUGGGGGCGGCGGGGGGGCGGGGCCCCGGCGCUGGGCGGGAGGGAGGGGGGCGGUGGUUGGGCGCGCGCCACCGUCACCUCGGCGCACCCCAACGGCUGCCGGGCGGGGGGGAGAGGCGGCGCCUCACGGUCCCCUCAGCUCCUCAGGUCCCCUCAGCGCCACCCGCGCCCCUCAGCCGCUCCCGGAGAGCCGGCUCCGGAGCUGCUGCAGCUCUCCCGGUCCCCCUGCCAGGAGGAAGAAAUGGAGAUGAUGGCUGAGAAACAGAGAGAGAGAUAUUUCUGGAACAAUACCCCUGAAAAAAGCGAUUAUGAGGCUGUGGAAGCCCUUAUUUCUAUGAGUUGCAACUGGAAGUCCGACUUCAAGAAAUAUGCAGAAACUAGACCUAUAACUCCAGCAUCUGAUAUGUCGGAAGAGAGCGACGAGGCUUUGCUUCCUGGAGCAGCAGACUUCAACACGAUACCCGCAUUUUGCCUGACUCCACCCUACAGCCCGUCGGACUUCGAGAUGUCUCAAGUCGUCCACCCGGGGCCACCAGCGCCACCUGCAGCGCACUGCAAGUCGCUGGCUGAAGCCGCCAAGGCGCCCCCCGCAGCACCUUACACGGAGGCCUCCCAGCCUCCGGCACCCAGGCCUCUGAAGGCGCAAGCGACCAGCGUUAUUCGCCAUACGGCCGAUGCUCAGCUUUGCAAUCACAAAACCUGCCCGGUGAGAACAGCCAGCGUGCUGAAAUACCAGGACGGUGUUUCACGGGAAACCGAUAGUAAACAGAGCGCUGAAGUGGAGCGCUCAGCGGCGGCGCCGGGCAGAGUGAGUUACGAAAGUGGCAAACUGCCAGCUGCGGAAGGAAAAACUGCAGAACCAGCUGGCGGCGCCGAGCCCUCGACGAAGCCCGCGGUCAGCAGGCAUCAGUCUGUCCCUGGAGCGGCGCCGUGCUCGGCGCUAGUGGCACCCCCCUGCUCCGUGCCAGGAAGCGGAGCCCCCCCUGUGCCGGUGAUUUGCCAGAUGGUCCCGCUGCCUGCCAACAACUCGGUGGUGACCGCCGUCGUGCCCAGCAGCACGGCGAGCCAGCAGCCAGCGCUCUGCCAGCCCAUGGUGUUCAUGGGUGCUCAAGUUCCCAAAGGUGCCGUUAUGUUUGUCGUGCCCCAGCCCGUGGUGCAGAGCACGAAGGCGCCCAUCAUCAGUCCAAACGGCACCAGACUCUCUCCUAUUGCCCCAGCUCCUGGCUUCGUGCCUUCUGCAGCCAAAGUCACUCCCCCUCUCGAUUCUUCAAGGAUAAGAAGUCACGUCUGCAACUACCCGGGAUGUGGGAAAACUUACUUCAAGAGUUCCCAUUUGAAGGCUCAUGUCCGAACACACACAGGAGAAAAGCCCUUCAGCUGUAGCUGGAAAGGCUGUGAAAGGAGGUUUGCACGGUCUGAUGAACUGUCCCGUCACCGCAGAACGCACACGGGCGAGAAGAAGUUUGCGUGCCCGAUGUGCGAGCGGCGGUUCAUGCGGAGCGACCACCUGACAAAGCACGCCCGCCGCCACCUCUCGGCAAAGAAGUUACCCAACUGGCAAAUGGAAGUGAGCAAGCUCAACGACAUCGCUGUGCCGCCUCCGUCGGCAGCUGCGCAGUGACAGGACUUACUGAGAGCAUGGCGGAAUUAACUGUUCCUGCUGGGAUAUGCCCGUUUUAAAAAGAAAAAAAAAGAAAAGAAAAAAAAAAAAGCUUUUGCUCCAGCUCUGUGGUUCUCCGGUGCCAGCUGCUGAUAGCGGUGCGGCAGAGAGGCAAAGGCAAUCCGUGCUCGGC